GUGAAUGGAAAGAGUGAUGCCAUUUUGGAGGGGGCAACGGAUGUGACCGGAAGUGGGAGAGUAGGGUUGCUAGGUGUAUCUGAUCAGAGAAGAACUGAUUGACAGUCUUGUAAGUCCCAGAGGGGGAUUCUCAGAGUCACCUGUGAAGCCUGCGCAGAGGGAUGGCUGUCUUUCUCCUAAAGAGAGGAGCCUGGGCAUCUUUAAUGAUUGGCGGGUUUGGCCCGAGGGCCGUGUUGUUUUCCAAACUGGGGCAGAAUCAUGCAAGGCUCAGUCAGGCAACACCAGAGAAGCUGGAGACAUCAAAUGAAGAGGAGGGGAGCAGCUCAGCCCAAAUCACAGCUGGCGUCGAGUCAGAUGCUGAAAAUCAAAGGGCCGAGCUGUCUGAAGAAACGGUAGAAGUGGUGUUCCUGGACAGAUCUGGGCAGCGUAUCCCUGUGAAAGGGAAAGUAGGUGAGAGUGUUCUGUGCCUUGCUCAUAGGUACAACAUUGAGCUGGAAGGCGCCUGUGAAUCAUCCCUGGCCUGUUCCACGUGUCACGUCUAUGUGAAUACAGAGUAUUUCCAUAAACUUCCAGAGCCCGAUGAAAGGGAGGAUGAUAUGUUGGACAUGGCUCCAUUACUGCAGGAGAACUCCAGGCUCGGCUGUCAGAUCAUUCUUACUAAACAACUGAACGGAGCCGAGUUCACUCUCCCCAAAAUUACUAGAAACUUUUAUGUAGAUGGCCACGUCCCAAAACCCCACUGAGUUCUGGGGGCCCGAGACACACCAAAGAAUGCUGGGAAGAACUGCAAGACAAUCGGAAGUGACCGUGAAUUAGGAAGGGUUGAUCAUGCUGAAGAGAAGUCUAUAUUUUGAUAGGUCUUUCUUUUUUUAUAGCUGUAUUGCUGGCUGAGGGCCCUCCAGCACCCAAAUCUUUGAAACAUUGUGGACUCCAGUCGCUGUCUGCACAACCUAAAGAAGCCAUUGCUGCAGGGCAAUGUUACACGUACACAGUUUUUUGUGUUGAAAAAAAAAAAA
Messenger RNA from Xenopus laevis (African clawed frog), 1016 nucleotides. RefSeq names its product ferredoxin 1-like L homeolog (gene fdx2.L). The record is from RefSeq and is marked provisional. Gene Ontology annotation, molecular function: electron transfer activity; iron-sulfur cluster binding; 2 iron, 2 sulfur cluster binding. Lineage: Eukaryota; Metazoa; Chordata; Amphibia; Anura; Pipidae. Gene Ontology annotation, cellular component: mitochondrion; mitochondrial matrix. Gene Ontology annotation, biological process: P450-containing electron transport chain; electron transport chain.